Messenger RNA from Pecten maximus, 5549 nucleotides. RefSeq names its product alpha-L-iduronidase-like. Gene Ontology annotation, molecular function: L-iduronidase activity. The record is from RefSeq and is a predicted model, not a curated record. Gene Ontology annotation, biological process: carbohydrate metabolic process. Lineage: Eukaryota; Metazoa; Mollusca; Bivalvia; Pectinida; Pectinidae. The coding region runs from base 226 to 2361 and encodes 711 amino acids. The transcript has a single exon.
UCUGGAUCGCAGACUGACUCUCUGGAUCACAGAUUGACUACAAUCGACGAUUUAUGUUUGACCAAUGGACAUUGUUGCAUAUGAUGAACAGUCAUUGAGCUCUCAGAAAUUGAUUGGAUAUUUGGCCAUGUUGGGAUCAGAAAGACACGAGUAAGAAAUGCUUAUCUUGGAGGAAUUGCUUUGUUUUUGAUAAACAACAGAGCGUUACAUUGAAGUGAAUGUUUGAUGUGUCACAGAAUGACCCUAUCACAGACGAGUUGUGUGCUGACCUCGGCUGUAGGAAUUAUCAUGUGUGUCAGUUGUGUGUCAAGGGGGACUAUAUAUACUCUGUCAAUUAUCAUGUGUGUGACUGGGAUGACCUUGUGUGUCAGUUGUGUGCCAAGGGGGACUACUCUGUCAUUCUCCCUGGUGGUAAACAGUACACAGGUUAGUGGCGAUCUUGACCAUUUCUGGCGAAGCACUGGGUUCUGUCCUCCGGCGCCUCACCAAUCAGCUGACAAGUUUGAUUUAAGUCACGAUAUGAGGCUAAAUUUAGCUCUGGUUGCCUCCGUGCCUAAUAAGGGGAUGAAGCAGGUGAGAAUUCACUGGUUGUUUGACCUUGUGAAAGUAGUAGGAUUUCAGAGAAGAGGAUAUGCUGGAAAACCAGUGAAGGACUCCAGGGGAAGUAACUCUGUUAUUGAACACCCCAAGGGAGAUAAUCCUGUGUAUGAUUUCUCAAUGCUGGAUAAACUGCUGUUGAUUUUGUUUCAAAAUAAUUUAAAACCAGGAUUUGAACUGAUGGGGUCACCUUCAAACUUUUUCACUGAUUUUGAAAACCACACUCAAGUUGUUUUAUGGAAGAAUUUAGUAUUUCAAACAGCAGAACGAUAUAUACAAAUGUUUGGCAUUUCUUAUGUUAAAAGUUGGAAUUUUGAGACUUGGAAUGAGCCAGAUUGCGGUGAUUUUGAUAAUAUUUCCAUGUCUGUGCAGGGAUAUUUGAAUUACUAUGAUGCUUGUUCUGAAGGCCUGCUUGCAGCAAGCUCUGAACUAGUGUUAGGCGGACCGGGCGAUGGAUGUGACCGCAAGGGUCGUACUAAAUACUCUGAUGGAUUCCUUGACCAUAUUGUCCGCGGCCGAAAUUAUUUCACAGGUGAGGUGGGAGUGAGAUUAAAUUUCCUGUCCUACCAUAGAAAAGGAAACAGGCAAACAAACAAUAUAAUCAAUGGGGAAAUUAAAACUGUAGCAAAAAUAAGGAAGAAUUAUCCGUCUCUGGCCAGGAAGCCAUUUUAUAAUGAUGAAGGCGAUCCUCUUGUUGGAUGGAGUAGGCCGGAAGUUUGGAGAGCUGAUGCUACCUACGCUGCCAUGGUAACAAAGGUCAUAGGUCAGCACCAAAAUAUUGUUUUGAGAGGGGGAGCUCAGCGGGAACAGAUGUUUAACUUUUCACUUCUGAGUAAUGACAAUGGCUUCCUAAGCUGGUAUCCAUUCCAGUUUACACAGCGAACAUUAAAUGCAAGAUUUCAGAUCAACAAUACCCACCCACCACAUACACAGUUCCUACGGAAACCUGUCCACUCCGCCAUGGUGCUUCUCUCUCUCCUUGGCAACCACCAACUUCAUGUUAAUUUCUCUGAAAGCAUUCUGGGAGGAAAGCAUGUUAAAAAUGACAGUUUUGUUGGUGUGAUCGCAUCGUGUCAUCGCCCCGAAUCGACGGACGACAGGGAUAGUAGACAGAUUACUGUUGUUCUGUAUAACAGUGAUGAUACACGGUCGUCGGCUAAUCAGACCGUUUCAAUUUCUGUUCGGGUCAUUGGGAACAUAUUUGAUUUAGAUGAGACAAUGAUAGUAGGAUAUACUGUAGAUAAUGCUAUUAAAACAGGGAAUGUAUAUCUGAUGUGGAGUCAGUUUGGUAAACCUAAAUACCCCAGUCCCCAACAGUUCCUAGUGCUGCGACAACAUGAAGGACCGCAUCGUUUCUUGUUGACGAAAUAUAAUUCAGCUGUCAUGCCAUUGGAAUCAAUAGACAUCUCCUUACCACAACCUUCUGUAAAAGUUUUACAUAUCUGUGCAAAGCCGCGGGAGUCACCAGGACAAGUCACCUCCGUAAUUUUAUAUAAUAUAACUUCAGGACAAGUGCUGAUUAGCUGGGCUGACACUCAUGUGACCACAAAAUGUAUUUUAACAUAUGAAGUGGAGUUUUCACAUCGGAACUUGUAUGGCCCUUACAUUCGCGUGAAUAAUUAUGACGUUAUAGUGACUGCUUUUGUCUUUGCGCCGUCACUAUCAUUCGAGGAUCAGUGUGUGAUGGGAUAUUAUCGUGUACGAGCUGUUGAUUACUGGCAGCGAGGGGGAAAAUAUUCCAUCCCUGUCAAGUAUCCUAGUUGAUAUCAGAUACUGAAUUCAAAGAUUGUUUUUGGAUUGGUUUAAAUUUGCAGUUAAAUAUCUUGAGUUGUUCUUGGAUUGGAUUGGGAAGAGCACUUAUUAAUUGCAGAAAAUUCAUUCUGAUAAAGAGGGACAGGUUUGGUAUGGAAGAACGGUCAAUCCAAGCAUCUACGUAACUCAGCAAACCCACUGUUUUUCCAGUAUAUAUAUAGGACUCAGCUUAAUAUUUUUGCUAUAAUUUACCAUAUCCCCUCCUGGGGGAAUUCCUGACUUUUUUCACCAGUAGUCUUACUUUACUCUAUUUUUUUUUAACCCACCAUUGUCAGAUGGUGGACUAUUCAAAUCGCCCUGCGUCUGUGGUCCGUGGUCUAUCCGUGGUCCGUCCAUGGUCUGUCUGUCUGGCCGUCCCUCCGUAAACAGUUCUUGUUAUCAUUAUUCCUCAGAAAUUCUAAAAGAAUCUUUCUCAAUUUCACAUUUAGGUUCUGUUUGGUCCCUAGUUAUGCAUAUUGCAUUUUGGGACCAAUCAGAAAACAACAUGGCUGACUGGCGGCCAUCUUGUACUUUGCCAAUUGCAGGUUGCUCCUGCUAUAUUAUAUCAAGUUGUUAAAUGUUUUGAAAGAAGAGUGAAAGAAAGGAAAACAAGAGAAAAGACCAGUCUUUCAUUUGACUGAUAUAGAUCAUUCAAUGGUGAUCACGAGUGCCAAGAUCCCUCAGGGAUCUCUUGUUAGUAGCAAUAGGAAUGUACAUUUUUGUUUUUCAUGUCUUAAGACAUAACUCUUUAUUCACUUAUAUAGGGAGUAGUGUAUCUAUUCUUCACGUUAAUUACUUAAGAAAAUAGCUACAAGCCUCAGAAAUAUAUUUUCGUUAGGGACCUGGUCCAAGAGAAACAACAGCUGACUGCCAAUUGGCUGAUUUAGUUUUGUGAGUCCUUAUAGUCUAGUAGUGAGAAUUAUAUGCCGAUCAAAACAUCUCUCAGACGGGAUAAAAGAUGGCUGUAUUAUGAUUACUUUGCUUACAACUUAUCACAACAAUAUGUUAUUAUUAUGUUGGAAAGUCAACCUACUGUAAAGAAAUAAAAAUGUUUUGUCACGCUACAAUAUUACUGGUCACGAUGUUAGUUUUAAUACGCGUACGUUAGAUGUAGCUUUACUGUAUUUAAAUGGUUUUAGGUUUCGUAACUUUGUGUAAUUCAGUGGAAAUGGGAUUUUUGAGUUUAUCGGAUUGUAAACAUGAACACAAGUAAACAGGUGUAAACAAAAACAUCACCUGGUAGGCUCAGGGAAUUUCUCAAGGUGUUAUAUAAACUUCUUUAUUGACUCGUGUCCAUUUUGUUCUGUUGACUUAAUUGUGUCCAUUAUGUAAGUCCAGCAGUAUAUUUGUGUAGAUUGGAUAAAGUAUUGAUAAUCUGUUAAUACUUCAUAUUGACUGACUAUUGGAUAUAUAUUAACUUAUUACCAUGUUUGAGACCCUUUGCUCCAUCUCUACCACAUUCCCAAUUUUAUCCAGAAGAGAUUGGUGCUCUUGAUAAGUUGAUUGAAGUCCAUAAUUAAUAAUCAAUAAUAAAGUAUUGUUCAACUUCAAACUCAUAUCAAUAUUGAAUUGUUUUCUAAUCAGAAUGACUUUAUUGUUGGUCAGAGAGUGUACAAAUAUUGAGCUGUAAGGCCUUUUAAUGGGACUCUUUGUGUGAUUAUGAUCGUCAAGAGUACGUGAAAUUGUUUAUUUGAUAAUCAAUAGCUCAACUCAGCUGAUCAGAAAUCAUGUAAUAUAGCCUAACUCUUAUUGACUUACUGACAUGUAUUCUAUGGUAAAUGUUUGCAUCUUUUUGAGAAAUAUUAAUGUGUAUCAAUUUUUUUUUGUUUCUUGAUUUCAAAUUAUCAUUUGAAAAUAUAUCAUUUGAAAUCUCAGAACAUGUAUGUCUUAUAAUUAAUUGCCUUCUUGCUGUUUAUGGAGUCAUAAAAAAUAUCAUGCUACCAGGAUUUGCCUGAGGGUCUUUCAAAAUCACCUUAUAUCAGUUUCAAUUCAUGUACGUCAUUAUUUGUAUUUUAAUGCUUAAAUGAGUAUGGAUUCAAUUACGUGUCAACAACUACUUACUGGAGUGAAAAUCUAAGAUAUAUAUGCUCUUGACUUGAGGACAUAUCAGUUUAUUAUUGACCAAUCAGAAUGAGGUUUUCUAUUCAUUGACUUAUAUAUUAUUGACCAAUCAGAAUGAAGAUUUCUAUUCAUUGAUUAUUGACCAAACAGAAUGGUGUUUUCUCUUCAUUGACUUAAUGACCAAUUAGAAUGAUGCUUUUAUUUGUUGACAUAUUGACCAAUCAGAAUGAUGCUUUCUCUUUAAUAUAUCUUAUUGACCAAUCAGAAUGAUGCUCACAGAAGCUGAUGAAAAUAAUAUGGUAUUGACAAUUGCUAUUUUAAUUCCCACAAUUUCAAAUGCAGUUAUGUUUUCAGCAUAUAUUGUAUAUAUGAUGUAAAUAGAAAAUGUCUUUUUAGAUAACAAGUUUCUCUGUGUUGAAUUCACAAUAUAUAUUCCAAUUUUUCAUUACAUACCUUAAUUCAAUUUCACAAACAUAUAUCUGUUUCUAUCAUGUACUAAUGAGAAGUCAGUGGGAUCUUGGAACCUGUAGCUGGAUACUUAACCACUCAUGCUGGCAUUUCAUUUUGAGAUCAUGAGUUUAUGUACAAUACAUUGAAAUAUUAAAAACAGAACGUUUAUUGGCAAACAGAUUGCUUAUUAAAAAAAGCUUUAUGUAUAUAUAGGAAUAAUUACUACCUGUGGAUUUCUGUGAUUUGAGAGGAUUAUGUAUAAUUUUUAGCUGAGUUUUGAUUUGUAUGUAUGUGGAGGGGAUUAAUUAUGUCACAGUGUAUAGUAUCUAAAAUAACUUGAUUAAUCUUUCGAGCAGAAUGAGCAUUUAUAUGAUACAUUACUUUACCAAACCUGGUAACUCAACACAUUCCCACUAGAGAGUUUAGAGGUCCUAACCUUGGGAAUGGGAGAUUUGUUAGGGGACAUUUUAGAAAAGAUUAGUCUGUGUCACUGCUAACCUUGUAAGCAAUGGGAUAUUUGUUAGGGGACACUAGUCUGUCUCACUGCUAACCUUGUAAGCUAUAUAUAUAUGUUUCCUAAUUAAACAUAAUAGGCCCUCGGCGAAUUAAUUAUCGGCCGAGGGGGAUCGUUUUUACAACAUUACGAUAUU